AUGCGCGUCCACACGAUGUACCCCGCGCUUCUUCGCGCGUACUUCGCGUGCCGAAGCGCGGGCGCGGACCGCGCGACGGAGCUCGCGCUGCGGCGGCGGAGAGACGCGCUCCUCGAAGACGCGCGCGUCCGGCGAGAAGAAAACGCGCAGAACGCGUCCGGUUUCUUCGACGCGCACACGCACGGCCAGGGCGGCGAGGAGAUGGACGACUUCAUCGCGCGAUGCACCGCGGAGUUGAGAGCGUAUUCCGUGGAGUUGAACGCCAUCGCGCGGGAGAGCGAGGACGCGUGCGCGGAGUUUGAACGACGCGUCGCUACGAUCACCGCCUCCGCGGCGAAAAUUAAAAUCGACGACGAGAGAGCCCGCGAGAGAGGAGGAGGAGGAGGCACGCCGGCCGACGCCGCGAGGGGAGUCGACGACGACACGGUCUACGACGACGAGGACGAGUUCGGAGACGACGACGACGACGACGACGACGACGAGUCCACGGACGCGAGCGCGUGGGUGAGGAAGCAGAGGAAACGCGCCGCCGCCGCCGCCGCCGCCGCCGCCGCCGCCGCCGCGGGGGGGGGAUCGAAAAAACCACCAGCCGCCCCCGACGCCGCCGCCGCCGCGGGUCCGUCUCUCACCGCAAAGCACGUGGACACGCGAGAGGACGACCUGCGCAAGUCUCUCAAGCGGAAGUACGCGACGUCGAUAUCGUCCCUUCGAGACGAGUUCCUCCGCAAGAGGAAGAAAGGCAAGCUCCCGACGGACGCCACGGAGGCGCUGAAAAAAUGGUGGAGCGACAACGUCGUAUGGCCGUAUCCGUCCGAAGACGACAAGCGCGCGCUGUCAAAGUCUACCAACCUCAGCGCGACGCAGAUCAACAACUGGUUCAUCAACCAGCGGAAGCGACACUGGCACAAGCUGUUUAAGGGCGUGACGCAGCCCGCGAGCGAGGAGGAAGCCGCGGUCGCGCUGCGACGCGCGUUCGGGACGCUCGAAAAAGCCCUCGAAGUCGCGCGGGCGUCGUGAGGUACUCUGCUGUAAGUUAUUCUCUUCUCUGUUCUACGACAAUACGUGUGAC
Molecule: messenger RNA, 1069 nt
Organism: Micromonas pusilla CCMP1545
Lineage: Eukaryota; Viridiplantae; Chlorophyta; Mamiellophyceae; Mamiellales; Mamiellaceae
Product: knox-like protein
Exons: 1
Coding region: 1-1017 (338 amino acids)
Biological process (GO): regulation of transcription by RNA polymerase II
Molecular function (GO): RNA polymerase II cis-regulatory region sequence-specific DNA binding; DNA-binding transcription factor activity, RNA polymerase II-specific
Source: RefSeq, a predicted model, not a curated record